Molecule: messenger RNA, 1740 nt
Organism: Ipomoea nil (Japanese morning glory)
Lineage: Eukaryota; Viridiplantae; Streptophyta; Magnoliopsida; Solanales; Convolvulaceae
Product: AT-hook motif nuclear-localized protein 8
Exons: 5
Coding region: 237-1424 (395 amino acids)
Molecular function (GO): minor groove of adenine-thymine-rich DNA binding
Source: RefSeq, a predicted model, not a curated record
UCCCCUCAUUUCAUCAUCUUUCGGUCCUGCUUUUCUUUCUUUCUUUCCCACUGUAACUCAUUUCAGUGUUCUCUCUCUCUCUCUCUCUCUCUCUCUCUUACUGGUAAACAGACAUCCCCAGUCUCUUACCCACCAGCAGCAUUGCUUCUAUACAUAGCAGAAAACCCUUUCACUUUCAUAGCUUUCAUCUCUGAACUUCCAGAGAGCUUAAAGCAGAAGAAGGAAGAAAGAAAGAAAUGGAUUCUCAAGAUUCCUCACUGACCCACCACCACUUGCACCACCACCACCAGCCGCCGCAAUUCCGCGGCGGCGAGCACGCGCCGCCGCGGUCCAUGAUGAUGUCUGCGCCGCCGCCUCCGCCUCCGCAGCAGCAGCCCAACUACGCCAUGCCCGGAAGCAACGGCGGCGGCGGGAUGAUGCAGCAGCAGCAGCAGCAGAGCAGGGUGUUUCCGUUCAAUUCCAUGGUGGGUCCCAAGGCGGGGCCCCCGCCGGCGGAUUGCUCCGGCGGGGCGUCUCCUAGGGCUUCCGGGUUCAGCAUUGAGCCGGCGGUGGCGAAGAAGAAGAGAGGGCGGCCCAGGAAGUACUCGCCGGACGGUAACAUCGCGUUGGGGCUCUCUCCUUCUCCUGUCACCCCGGUUUCCUCCGUCGCUGCUCCCGACUCCGCCGUCGUCGCUGCUACCGCCGCCGGCGCCACUCCUUCGUCGGAAACACAAGCCAAGAAGAUCCGGGGAAGGCCUCCGGGCUCUAUAAAGAAACAGCUUGAUGCUCUUGGCUCUGCAGGAGUUGGUUUCACGCCGCAUGUAAUCACAGUGAACCCAGGAGAGGAUAUAGCUCAAAAGAUAAUGGCGUUUUCGCAGCAAGGACCAAGAACAGUUUGCAUUCUAUCUGCAAAUGGCGCUAUUUCCAACGUUACCCUUCGCCAACCCGCAACCUGCGGUGGCACAGUGACUUUAGAGGGCCGGUUUGAGAUCAUCUCUUUAUCGGGUUCGUUCUUGCUAUCUGAAAGCAAUGGCAGCCGCAGUAGAUCAGGCGGGCUGAGCGUGUCGCUGGCUGGGGGAGAUGGUAAAGUCGUGGGCGGUGGAGUUUCUGGAAUGCUCACCGCAGCUUCACCAGUACAGGUGGUUGUGGGGAGCUUCAUUGCAGAUGGCAAAAGGCCAAAGCAGAAGCAAUCCCCGACGCCAGCACCACCACCACCGCCACCCCCAUCGAACAUGCUGAACUUUGGCGGCCCGGGGGCUGCAGGGGCCAGCAGCCCUCUCUCGGAGGGCCCCUCGAGCGAGUCUGAAGAGGAAAACAGCAGGAGCCCCCCGCACCACCCCCACCAUGGAUCCUUGCCAUACAGCAACGCGGGCCAACCCGUGCAGCCAAUGCCAAUGUAUGCCAACAUGGGGUGGCCUAACUCCGCCUCCAAAAUGCUUCCUUGAUGAACUGAACAGCUCCGAUCCCCUCUGCCAUCUGACAAGCUCGUUCUCUAUCUCUCGCUCUCGAGAUUCCUGCAAAGGCUAACAGGCGACACCGUCUUCCCCUUCCCCAGUUCACCCCUUUUCUAUUCCUUAGUUUAAUGGCCUCUUUCUGCAUUUCUGCAGAUUGAAACAUGGCAUCAGAGCCAUGGAGUAGUAGCUUAAUUAGUUGAGAUAUGAUGUGGUUUAGUACUGUAAUAUGAUGACUGCUAAACUUGAAUUUUUAUUGUGUAGCCUGCAAUAGUGUUGUAGAAGUAAUGUAAUGAUUUGUUGUUAACCA